AUGGCCAAGGACCACGACGACCUCAGCCCGGCGGCACUGCCGGAGCUCAACCACCGAGCCGAAUCAUAUGAACGAUCAGAUGACGAGAAGAAGAUCUACGGCGACGACAAGGACGACUCUCGCGCCGGUGCCAACGUCGUCAUCGAGCCUGCCGAGCAGGACCAUCUCGCCGAUGUUUUGGCCAUGGAGGAGAGGAUCCAGAAGGGUACCGCGACGAAAGAGGAAUACGCAAUUCGAAACAACCACGAUGUAGCAAUCAAGGUCUUGUCCACCUACGACGAUGAAACCCUCCCUGCCAUCACCUUCCGAUCCCUCUUCCUCGGUCUCGGCUUUUCCUGUUUCGGAGCCGUGUUGGCUCAAAUCUACUACUUCAAGCCUCAAACCAUCAACGUCUCGCAAUCCUUCCUCUUGAUCAUGACCUACUUUAUCGGUGAAGCCAUGGCCAAGUUCUUGCCUUCCAGGGGAGUCUUCCGAUACAUCAAUCCCGGACCAUGGAACAUCAAGGAGCACGGUUUCACUCUGAUCAUGUGCAGUACCGCUGCCGGGUCUGCCAUUGCUAUUCAAGUCAUCUCGGUACAAGAUCUGUUCUACGACAACAAGAUGAACGCUGGAGUCGCCAUCUUCACCUUGCUCGCUUCGCAACUGAUCGGGUACGGUAUGGCCGGGAUGUUGACCGACCUCACCGUCAAGCCGUCCUACUCGAUCUUCCCUGCGAAGAUCUCGCUCGCCAACACUUUCCAGGCCUUGCACUUUGACGGCGGUCUCGGAACCAAGCGAACCAAGUUCUUCUGGGGAGUUUUCGCCUUUAUGUUUGUUUACGAGAUCCUUCCCCAAUGGAUCUUCCCCUUGAUGUCGGCCGUCUCGAUCAUCUGCUUGAUCAACCACACCAGCCCCGUCCUUCGAAACGUCUUCGGGGGUGGUUCCAACAACGAGGGUAUGGGUCUGCUCAGCUGGAGUUUCGACUGGAACUACAUCGGUUCCGACUGCUUGUACCUGCCUUUGGAGAUGCAGUUGAACAAGGACAUUGGUAUCUUGAUCACCUACGUCGGAAUGGCCGGUGUCUACUACGGAAACGCCUGGAAUGGUCUCGACUUCCCCUUCAUGUCGCAGUCCAUCUUUGACACUGAGGGAUACAAGUACAACCAGACCGCGCUCUUGACCGACGGUAAAUUCGACCAGGCCAAGUACGAUGUCAUCGGACCCGCCCGAUUCAGUGCUACCAACGCCUUGUUCUUGAUGGUCAACAACUUGAGUAUCGGUGCUGCCCUCGUCCAUGUCGCCCUUUGGCACCACCAGGACAUCUCGAUCCUCUUCAAGGGCCUCUCCUUUGGCGGCGUCAAGGCCCGUUUCACCAACGGUUGGCGAUACUUCUUGUGGGGAUCCGGCGAGGAAGACAACAGCAACGUCACCGACGAGCACUACCUCCAGAUGCUCAAGUACAAGCCUAUUCCCCGAUGGUGGUUCACCCUCAUCUUGGUCGGAGCUUUCGCCAUGGCUCAGGCUACCAACUAUGCCGGUCACUCCGGUACUCCUUGGUGGACCUUGAUCAUCAUCCUCCUCAUCGCUUUUGUCUUUACCACCGUCUACGCCUUCCUCGCCGGUGUCCUCGGAUUCGGUCAGUUCGUCUCUGGAGGAACAGGUCUUUACCAGUUGCUCGCCGCCUACAUGCUUCCCGGUGAGCCUGUGGCCAACAUGUACGCCGCCAUGUACGGAAACAACCCUCAGGUCCAGGCCAUCGACUUGUUGCAAGACUUGAAGUUGGGUGUCUACUUGAAGAUUCCCCCCAGGCACACCUUCUUGGCCCAGAUGUUGGGUACCAUCGUCGGUGCCAUCCUCAACUACGUCAUGGCCAUCUCGAUCUUGACCGAGCAGAGGGAGGUCUUGUUGAGCAUCAGUGGUAACAGGAUCUGGUCGGGUCAAAACGCCCAAUCGUACAACUCUACCGCCAUCGCCUGGGGAGCUCUCGGCCCUCAGAUGUUCGGCGCUGGCAAGCUCUACGUCCUCGUCCCCGCCUCGCUCGGUAUCGGUCUCCUCCUCCCCGUUCCCUUCUACCUCGCCUGGAGGUUCCUUCCCGCUCAGUUCAAGAAGACCAGGACCGCGUUCAAGAAGCUCAACACGGCCAUCAUCUGCCAGUACUCUUGUUACAUGUCGGUCGGAAUCAACUCCUCCGUCAUGCCUUCGAUGGUUAUUGGAGUGUUCUCGCAGUGGUUCGUCAGGAAGAGGUACCCGAGGGCGUUCACCAAGUACAACUACUUGUUGGCCGGUGCCUUGGACGGUGGUACCCAGGUCAUCUCCUUCAUCCUCAACUUUGCCGUCUUCGGUGCCGCCGGUCACCCUACCGACUUCCCCGAAUGGUGGGGUAACGACCUCUCGUUGUCGACGGAUAGGUGUUUGCGACCCCCCGUGGGUAAGACCAGGGACGCCGCCGAGUAG
This is a messenger RNA of Filobasidium floriforme, 2433 nucleotides long. RefSeq names its product OPT oligopeptide transporter protein-domain-containing protein. The coding region runs from base 1 to 2433 and encodes 810 amino acids. Lineage: Eukaryota; Fungi; Basidiomycota; Tremellomycetes; Filobasidiales; Filobasidiaceae. Gene Ontology annotation, molecular function: oligopeptide transmembrane transporter activity. The record is from RefSeq and is a predicted model, not a curated record. The transcript has 7 exons. Gene Ontology annotation, biological process: transmembrane transport.